Messenger RNA from Vigna angularis (adzuki bean), 2160 nucleotides. RefSeq lists its product as uncharacterized. The record is from RefSeq and is a predicted model, not a curated record. NCBI's taxonomy places the organism in Eukaryota, Viridiplantae, Streptophyta, Magnoliopsida, Fabales, Fabaceae. The transcript has 2 exons. Bases 1 to 2160 code for a protein of 719 amino acids.
AUGGACCGAAGUUGGAUAAAAUCUAAACGAACAACCGAAGAAUAUGAGAGAGGAGUGGAACAAUUUAUUGAGUUUGCUACGAGGAAUGUAGCAAAUAAUAAUGGAAGAUUUUAUUGUCCAUGUGUGAAUUGCUUGAACGAGCGGAGACUACCCAUUGCAGUAAUACGAGAGCAUGUUUUGUGUGAUGGGUUCCUAAGGAGCUACACCAAGUGGACAUGGCAUGGUGAAUUAGUAGAAGUGCCAAUAGCACAUGUGUCUCAAACUGAAGCAGAAGAAGUGGAUUUGGUUAUGGAAGAUGGUUUGGAGCAAAUGAUUCGUGAUGUUGGAGAUGAUGUCUUUGCACGAUCACAUAUGUAUCAAACUUUGUGUAGUGAUGCAAAAAUGCCUUUGUAUUCAGGGUGCAUUAAGUACACUAAAUUGUCGGCAAUAUUAAAACUAUUUAAUGUGAAGGCAAGAAAUGGGUGGAGUGAUAAGAGUUUCACCGAAUUGCUUGAGAAGGAAUAUGAAAAGUUACAUCACUGUCCACAUUGUGGGUUAUCAAGAUACAAGCAAAAAGAUGGUGACUUCGAAGAUGAUGUGAGGAAGGGUGUUCCAGCAAAGGUGUUGUGGUAUCUUCCCAUAAUUCCAAGGUUUAAAAGAUUAUUUGCUAAUGUCAAAGAUGCAAAACUCAUUAGAUGGCAUGUAGAUGAACGUAAAAGAGAUGGUCAAAUAAGACAUCCAGCUGAUUGUAGUCAAUGGCAGACAAUAAAUUCAAUGUUUCCAUAUUUUGGAAAUGAUCCAAGAAACCUUAGACUUGGACUUGCUACAGAUGGAAUGAACCCGUACGGUAACUUGAGUAGUAGACAUAGCUCAUGGCCUGUCAUGUUAGUGAUCUACAACUUACCGCCUUGGUUGUGCAUGAAACGUAAAUACGUCAUGUUAUCUUUAAUGGUUUCUGGUCCACGACAACCAGGAAACGACAUUGAUGUUUAUUUAAGCCCGCUAGUUGAAGAUUUGAAAAUGUUGUGGGAGGAAGGCGUUGAUGUGUUCGACGGGUACGCAGGCUCCACUUUUAAGUUGCAUGCCAUGUUAUUUUGUACAAUCAAUGACUUUCCAGCAUAUGGUAAUUUGAGUGGGUAUAGCACAAAGGGUCAUAAAGCAUGCCCUAUAUGUGAAGAAGGCACAUGUCACCAUCAACUUAAGCAUGGAAAGAAAACGGUUUACAUUGGACAUCGAAGAUUUCUUAGUGCAAACCAUCCUUUUCGUAAAUUAAAAAAAGCAUUUAAUGGAUGUCAAGAAAAUGAAAUAGCUCCAACGCCUUUAAGUGGAUUAGAAGUAUAUGAACGUGUAAAGGACAUAAAUGUUGUGCUUGGCAAGACAAAAAAGCAAGCCACAACUACAAACAUAUGGAAGAAAAGAUCAAUCUUCUUUGAUCUCCCAUAUUGGAGGAUGCUUGAUGUGAGACAUUGUAUAGAUGUCAUGCAUGUAGAGAAAAAUGUGUGUGAUAGUAUUAUUGGAACACUCCUUAAUAUUCAAGGCAAGACAAAAGAUGGUAUGAAGAGUCGCUUGGACUUGGUUGAAAUGGGAAUAAGAGAACAAUUAGCUCCACAAUCUCAUGGCAAACGAACAUACUUGCCUCCAGCAUGUCACACAUUAUCUAAACAAGAAAAGAGAAGUUUCUGUGAGUUUUUACAUGGUGUGAAAGUUCCGUAUGGUUACUCUUCCAAUGUGAAACGACUUGUAUCUAUGAAGGAUUUAAAAUUACUUGGGUUAAAAUCUCAUGAUUGUCAUGUUUUAAUGCAACAACUCCUACCAGUGGCGAUUCGAGGAAUAUUGCCUAAGAAUAUUAGAUAUGCAUUAACUAGAUUAUGCUUCUUUUUUAAUGCCAUUUGUAGUAAAGUUUUUGAGCCUGCAUGGUUGGACUAUUUGGAGAAUGAGGCUAAAGUUAUAUUAUGUGAGUUGGAAAUGUAUUUCCCUCCAUCAUUUUUUGAUAUCAUGGUUCACUUGAUUGUACAUUUAGUAAGGGAAAUUAGACUUUGUGGACCUGUGUUCUUGCGAUGGAUGUACCCAAUUGAGCGAUACAUGAAGAUAUUGAAAAGGUACGUCAAGAACCAAUAUCGUCCUGAAGCAUCAAUUGUUGAAAGAUAUAUUGCAGAGGAAGCUAUUGAGUUUUGUACAUAA